Messenger RNA from Botrytis fragariae, 315 nucleotides. RefSeq lists its product as uncharacterized. Bases 1 to 315 code for a protein of 104 amino acids. The transcript is spliced from 3 exons. The record is from RefSeq and is a predicted model, not a curated record. Lineage: Eukaryota; Fungi; Ascomycota; Leotiomycetes; Helotiales; Sclerotiniaceae.
AUGGCGAAUACGACACAGCCUUUUCUCAUCCGUGCCACUGCUGUGCAAACAAAUCGGAUUAUCGGACAUCUCGGAGAUUUUCCGGAUAGAGUUUUGUCCCACUAUUUUUACACCGUUGCUAGGCAAAGGUGCAGAGCAAAAUGGUUUCUUCUAUCUUUGGCCAAUAAUGGCAGAUUUGCUAGAGAAAGAUCGCAUCGCUGGGGGGUCCUCGCACCUAAAAUUUGGGCAUACGAAAACACAAUUAGCCGUUUCGUUUCGGUGGUUUGCGAUGCGAGCAAAGUACCGAUGCAUGCUAAUGUUAACUCGUCCAUUUAA